Mirounga angustirostris (Northern elephant seal) is the source of this 2251-nucleotide messenger RNA. It is a transcript of the gene TIRAP, whose product is annotated as TIR domain containing adaptor protein. The coding region runs from base 314 to 982 and encodes 222 amino acids. The transcript is spliced from 4 exons. Gene Ontology annotation, cellular component: plasma membrane; cytoplasm. The record is from RefSeq and is a predicted model, not a curated record. Lineage: Eukaryota; Metazoa; Chordata; Mammalia; Carnivora; Phocidae. Gene Ontology annotation, biological process: positive regulation of tumor necrosis factor production; positive regulation of canonical NF-kappaB signal transduction; positive regulation of chemokine (C-X-C motif) ligand 2 production. Gene Ontology annotation, molecular function: Toll-like receptor 2 binding; Toll-like receptor 4 binding.
GCCGGCCGCCGGAGGGCCUUGCAGGCUCCGGGCGCGGGCCGGGGAGGAGGGGCCGCGGGCCGGGCCGCCUCGCCGCUUCCGGGGGAGCCGGAGAGCCGGGCGGCCAUCUACCCGGACCUGCGCGCCGCACUUCCCCUCGCCGGGGGCGACCGGCACCGCGCGGGAGCCCGAGCCAGCCCCGCGGUCCGCACCGCGGCGGGGUCGCCGCCACCCACGCGCAGGAUGGCUGUUCCAUAAGGUCACGACUGAGUCCCCUCCCUUCUCUCACUUUACCAAUGCCUGGUCUCAUGGGGUUAGUUUUGAGCCCCAUACUAUGGCAUCAUCAUCCUCCUUCCCAGCUCCUCGCGCCCGGUCCAAGAAGCCUCUGGGCAAGAUGGCUGACUGGUUCAGGCAGGCCCUGUCGAAGCCCAGGAAGCUGCCGGACUCCGCAGAGAGCACCUCCAGGGACGUUUCACAGCCGAGCUCCCGGGACGCCCCCCCCGCCCCGGGCCUCAGCUCAGCCUUGCCUCGCACCCCGCCGCCCACCCACGUGGGUGCCGCCAGCAGCAGCGGCGGCCGCUGGAGCAAGGACUACGACGUCUGCGUGUGCCACAGUGAGGAGGACCUGGAGGCCGCCCAGGAGCUGGUCUCCUACCUGGAGGGCAGCACCGCCGGCCUGCGCUGCUUCCUGCAGCUUCGGGAUGCGACCCCAGGCGGCGCCAUCGUGUCUGAGUUGUGCCAGGCCCUGAGUAGCAGUCACUGCCGGGUGCUGCUCAUCACCCCCGGCUUCCUGCAGGACCCGUGGUGCAGGUACCAGAUGCUGCAGGCCCUGAGCGAGGCCCUUGGGGCGGAGGGCCGCACCAUCCCGCUGAUGUUGGGCCUCACCAGAGCCGCCUACCCUGCUGAGCUCCGGUUCAUGUACUUCGUGGAUGGCCGGGGCCCCGAUGGCGGCUUUCGCCAAGUCAAGGAAGCAGUCAUGCGCUAUCUGCAGACCAUCAGCUGACACUUCUUACUUCACCAUGGGACCCAGAAAGUUGGAGCGAAGCUGAAAAUCCAGUUAGAGAGCCCAGGGCCUCACAGGGCCUCAGAGGGCCUUGGAUUCCAGCUGCUGUGACGAGGUGUAAGGAACCAGAGUUUGUAGCACUUUGUAUGUAAUCCUGGGGUCAGAUUGCCCAUCGGGCACUCAUUACUGUAGGCUCCCCAGAAAGGCCAUGGGGAAGCUGGGGACUCCCCCAGGAAGGUCAUGGGGAAGCUGGGGACUCCCCCAGGAAGGCGUGUGGAAACUGGGGACUCCCCAGGAAGGCCAUGGGGAAGAAGUCGUAGGUGUCAGGAGGUGCUGAUACCAAGAUCACCUGUGUUUUGCUUCCUGCCUCACUGGACACACACAGCCUGGCACAUACCUACAUCUUCUUCCCCUGGAACCGGGCACUGGUAUAGAGAAGCACCAUCCCACCCCUACCCCCCAGAAGAGGUGACUCACCUGGGUCAUGAGCUAGAAGCCUGCACUGCACGCUGGGCUGGUUUCCCCAGUGGCCUGGCAUCAGGAGAAAGCAACAGGUACCAAGUCCUUCACACACUACUGCCCUUCUCUUUCCCAGGGACGUUGUCCACUCCAGAAGGCUACAGGGAAGAUGCAUUCAGCACUGUACUCUAUUUACUUUUAUUUCGUGUGUGACAUGAAGAUGCAAACCUAGAAACCUUUCUGAAUAGUCAGGAGGGGGCAGGGAGCAAGUGGGCUGAAGAGAAGGAAAAGCUCAGCCCCUAUCGCUGGCUCAGAAGCCCACCCACCGAUGCUUUCCCUCACAGGGGCCUCAUCAAAGGUCUGACUAGAACUCAUGCUUUUACAAGCUUCUUUACCUCUGUACUGAGAGAGGUCAGCAGUUUUCUUCUGGCAGAUGAUUGUGUACCUCGUAGGACAAAGUUUCAUUCAUCUGUUCUCAGUAAGUCUGUUGUUGAACCGAAAUGAACUUACUCCCCUGAUGGGUAUUUUGUGCCUUUGUCCCCCUCCUAUGUCCCCUCCUUUCACUGGAAAAUAUGUAUAUAUUUGAGAUAAAUUAACACAAUGACAUUAGUUUUAGGUGUAAAAUAUGACUUGACAUAUAUAUUAUGAAAAAAAAUUUUAAUUAUGAAUUAUUUUAUUACAUACAGAAAGACUAUACUGUCCGCUCAUGUACCUUCCACCCAGCUUAAGAAGCAAAACCUUACAAUCCCUAUGGUGCCCCCUUUGUGCCCUUAAUCACCUUCUCCCAAUAGAAGAAUUUUGAAUUCUGAA